AUGACCAGUACGGAGUCCUCACUGUUCACAGCCUUAGGCCCCCACUCAGAUCCUGACGACAGUGAGCUGGAGCUGGACUGCCGGUUUAAUGAGGAGUUCAAGUUUAUCCUGCUGCCCGUGAGCUAUGCAGUUGUGUUUGCGCUGGGCCUAGGCCUCAAUGCCCUGACCAUCUGGCUCUUCCUUUUUUGCCUCCGACCUUAGGACACGACAGCCACCUACAUGUUCCACUUAGCUUUGUCAGAUACUUUGUACGUCCUGUCGCUGCCCACCCUCGUCUACUAUUAUGUAGCCCGCAACCAUUGGCCCUUUCGCACUGGGCUCUGCAAGUUCAUCCGCUUUCUCUUCUAUUGGAACCUCUACUGCAGUGUCCUUUUCCUCACCUGCAUCAGCGUACACUGCUACCUGGGCAUCUGCCACCCGCUGCGGGCGCUGCGCUGGGGCUGCCCGCGCCUUGCUGGCCUUCUCUGCCUGGCAGUUUGGUUGGUCAUAGCUGGCUGCCUCGUGCCCAACUUGUUCUUUGUCACCACCAGCCCUAAGGGGGACAUCAUCUUGUGCCACGACACCACCCGGCCUGAGGAGUUUGACCACUACGUGCACUUCAGUUCGGCAGUCAUGGGGCUGCUCUUUGACGUGCCCUGCCUGGUCACUCUUGUCUGCUAUGGGCUCAUGGCCCAGCGCCUGUAACGGCCCUUGCCAGGGGCUGCCCAGUCAUCUUCCCGUCUGUGCUCGCUGCGCACCAUCGCUGUGGUAUUGACUGUCUUUGCUGUCUGCUUCGUGCCUUUCCACAUCACCCGCACCGUUUAUUACAUCAAGGCUGUUGGAAGCUGAUGCUGGGUGCUGAACAUCAUCAACAUGGUCUGUAAAGUGACUCGGCCUCUGGCCAGUGCCAAUAGCUGCCUGGAUCCUGUGCUCUAUUUGCCCACUGGGGACAAGUAUUGACGUCAGCUCCGGCAGCUCUGCAGGGGUGGCAGGCCCUGGCUCCCCACAGCUGCCUCCUCUCUGGCGCUGGUGUCCCUGCCUGAGGACAGCAGCUGCAGGUGGACAGCCACCCCCCAGGAUGGCGGCUUGGGCAGAUAGAUUGUAACGGAAGCCGGGAAGUGAAGGAAAGGGGGUGAGUGCAGGGCAGAGGGGAGGGAACCUUAUAGUGACACCCUAUCUGGCUGCUUUCUCCUCUUUUCUGAGCUCUGGAGAGAGGCCCUCACCCUGAGAUUUAGGAGGGGCCAGAGAAAUCACGUGUGACCCCAUCUCUCCUAAAUCCUUCAGUUGCCCUCUCCUUUUUAGCCAAAGACACUAGCAGCCACUCUUCGUCCUCGACUUCUUUCUCUUUGUUUCUGUCCCCUUCCUGGGGCCACUGGUCCUGUUUCUUGGUCCUACAAGGCUGCUGGAAAUCUUCCCCAGACCUCCUUCUCCUGCCCUCUCCCCCCAUAUCCUUGUAUAGCAUGCAUUCCUUCAGCCAGACCAGAGCAUUUAACUGGAGGGGUGAAGAAGCUGGGGUGAUCUCAGUAUUGGCCUGACUCAUCUGACAGUGAUAGCCAGAAUCAGGAAGUGGGGGCACCAGCAUAUCACAAAUGCCUGUGAAGUGACAUAUGUAGUGCCCACACCCACUCCCUGGUUUCCCCUGGAAGACAGGAUAGUCUUGUCUACCGAGGCGCUGAACUAGGGCACCGUCCCAGAGAGCCUGCCUGACAGGGUCCCCAUGUGCAGCUAGAGGCAUGGUCCUGUUGAAUGGUGGGUAGCCAUGAGGUAGAGAGGGAGCCCUGAGUCUUCCCAUGGGGUGGGGACCUUGAGGAGCCUCAGGGGGCAGGACCCAAGCUGAUAAUGGCCUUUGGAACAGGAAUGGGACUGGCCCUUCUUUAUGAGGUUUGCUGAGAACAUAUUUGACAGCUUUCCUGUACUUAAUGAAAGGCAGAGUGGAUGGCUCAGAACGCAAGGGAGGAGCUCUCGUGUCUAUGGCAUAAGUUCCAGCACCAAAGGGUGGAGAAGGUUUGUGCAGAGAUUGGGGUGGUGACAGGGACUGAGGCCCAGAGCUGACUCUCCACUGGUCUCUCCCCUUUCUCUAGCUCCUGCCCUAAAUAAAGGUAAAUCUGUCACCAGCUCUUUCAGAUCAGGUUUUAGGACUUCGAGGACAGGGCAAGGCGCUGGGACUAGGACAGCUCCCCUCAGAGUUUCCCAUCCAGUCACUCCUCUCCAGCACUAUCUUAGUGCUUACAGACUUCCAGGAGUGGGGGUGGGGUGUGGAAUUUGGGGAGCUAACUCCCAAGCCUUGGGAAGUAAGAGUUUCUGGGAAGGCAUUCGUGAGAAGGGUAGGCUUACACUUCCAGGCACCCUCUCUAAAAUUGCCUUGCAGUCCUUUGGUCUCUUGAGUCUCCAGCCUUCCUUUCCUUUUGCCCCACUCUUGCUGACCUAGCUCUGAUCCCUUGCUUGUCUCCUGGCUUCUAAGGGGUCUCUCUGGAGAGUAAAGUUAGGGCUGGUCUGCAGAAAAAAAAAUGAUUUCACUGCCCCUGAGUCCCCCUUUGCAUUCUUGUAAGUGCUCCCUCUUCCUCUCUAGACAUCAAGGACCCCUUCUGCUAGGAGUUAAUGAACUGGCCUUCUUCUUACUAGCCUCCCAGUCUCAUGGCCACUGCCUAGACUGUUUCAUAUGCUGUUCCUCAUCGGCACUCGCUCCCUUUUAUUCUGAUGACCACAGUCUCCUCACCUAUCACCUCUCCUAUCCACCAGCCCCACCUAACAAAGUUGCUCUCUUCAUCACAGCUGACCCAGGCUCUUCCAUUUCUCCAAUCCAUUGAAGUCCCCUAUGCUUAACUGAGACUAACUGCCCAGACUUUAUGGUCUGCUACUUUUGGGCCACCUUCCUUCACACUCUAAUUUUAAACACCUUGACUUUCACCUUGGGACAGUCUUCUCUCUCCUAGGACUAGAGGGGAUUGCAGGUGAAGUCAGAGCCCAAGGCUGGCUUGACCCACUGAAACUUGAUGUGUUAGAACUUCAUCUAAGCCCCCGUUCCCCUUAGCCUGCUGAGUUCCUAGUGAACAUUCCAGAGCAACUCUUUCCUGUAUUUUCUACCUUCUCAAGACCCCAACUUCAUCCUCCCCUAUGACCUCUUAAGAGUUACCUUGCCUCCUAUUUGUAGUUUUUUAAGGAACCUCCAUACUCUUUUCCAUAGUGGCUGUAUCAAUUUACAUUCCCACCAGCAGUGCAAGAGGGUUCCCUUUUCUCCACACCCUCUCCAGGAUUUAUUGUUUCUAGAUUUUUUGAUGAUGGCCAUUCUGACUGGUGUGAGAUGAUAUCUCAUUGUAGUUUUGAUUUGCAUUUCUCUAAUGAUUAAUGAUGUUGAGCAUUCUUUCAUGUGUUUGUUGGCAAUCUGUAUAUCUUCUUUGGAGAAAUGUCUAUUUAGGUCUUCUGCCCAUUUUUGGAUUGGGUUGUUUGUUUUUUUUGUUAUUGAGCUGCAUGAGCUGCUUGUAAAUUUUGGAGAUUAAUCCUUUGUCAGUUGCUUCAUUUGCAAAUAUUUUCUCCCAUUCUGAGGGUUGUCUUUUGGUCUUGUUUAUGGUUUCCUUUGCUGUGCAAAAGCUUUGAAGUUUCAUUAGGUCCCAUUUGUUUAUUUUUGUUUUUAUUUCCAUUUCUCUAGGAGGUGGGUCAAAAAGGAUCUUGCUGUGAUUUAUGUCAUAGAGUGUUCUUCCUAUGUUUUCCUCUAAGAGUUUGAUAAUUUCUGGCCUUACAUUUAGAUCUUUAAUCCAUUUUGAGCUUAUUUUUGUGUAUGGUGUUAGGGAAUGUUCUAAUCUCAUACUUUUACAUGUACCUGUCCAGUUUUCCCAGCACCGCUUAUUGAAGAGGCUGUCUUUUCUCCACUGUAUAUUCUUGCCUCCUUUAUCAAAUAUAAGGUGACCAUAUGUGCGUGGGUUUAUCUCUGGGCUUUCUAUCAAAUAGAACUACCAUACGACCCAGCAAUCCCACUACUGGGCAUAUACCCUGAGAAAACCAUAAUUCAAAAAGAGUCAUGUACCAAAAUGUUCAUUGCAGCUCUAUUUACAAUAGCCAGGAGUUGGAAGCAACCUAAGUGUCCAUCAUCAGAUGAAUGGAUAAAGAAGAUGUGGCACAUAUAUACAAUGGAAUAUUACUCAGCCAUAAAAAGAAACGAAAUUGAGUUAUUUGUAGUGAGGUGGAUGGACCUAGAGUUUGUCAUACAGAAUGAAGUAAGUCAGAAAGAGAAAAGCAAAUACCAUAUGCUAACACAUAUAUAUGGAAUCUAUGGGAAAAAAAAAAGGUCAUGAAGAACCUAGGGGUAAGACGGGAAUAAAGACACAGACCUACUAAAGCAUGGACUUGAGGAUAUGGGGAGGGGGAAGGGUAAGCUGUGACAAAGUGAGAGAGUGGCAUGGACAUAUAUACACUACCAAACGUAAAAUAGAUAGCUAGUGGGAAGCAGCCGCAUGACACAGGGAGAUCAGCUCGGUGCGUUGUGACA
Molecule: messenger RNA, 4462 nt
Organism: Orcinus orca (killer whale)
Lineage: Eukaryota; Metazoa; Chordata; Mammalia; Artiodactyla; Delphinidae
Gene: P2RY4
Product: pyrimidinergic receptor P2Y4
Biological process (GO): G protein-coupled receptor signaling pathway; transepithelial chloride transport
Cellular component (GO): plasma membrane
Molecular function (GO): G protein-coupled purinergic nucleotide receptor activity; G protein-coupled UTP receptor activity
Source: RefSeq, a predicted model, not a curated record